Molecule: messenger RNA, 1530 nt
Organism: Esox lucius (northern pike)
Lineage: Eukaryota; Metazoa; Chordata; Actinopteri; Esociformes; Esocidae
Gene: tmem72
Product: transmembrane protein 72
Exons: 5
Coding region: 269-1042 (257 amino acids)
Source: RefSeq, a predicted model, not a curated record
UCUGUGUGUGUGUGUGUGUGUGUGUGUGCUUCAAUGCUGCUUUAGGCUGAUUAGUGCAGCCAGUCAUUGAGAGCCACAGAGAGACUGAACACCAUGGAGUCCUCUGGAUCCUGCUUGUGUUACCCCUGUUAUGUCUGGAGCUGAUGGUAAACAGCCGAUGAACAGUGCCUGUCGCUUUCUGCGGAACGCUACAUUAAUACAAGAUUCCCGGGGAACCCGCGCGUCGACGUUCGUUCAGGGGAGAGGUGGAGAAGAGAGUGUUUGAGCGAUGGGCAGCGCGGUGACAGCCUGGUGGGUCACGGUGGAGGUGGUCUGCAGGGUUCUGGGUGUUUCUACAGCGGCAGUGCUGUGCGCUGUGGGAGUGGAGACUUUACGACGAGCGGAGUUUCACAGUCUGGCCAUCUACUUGCUGGUUUCUGGGACAGGUAUGAUGCUGUUUGAGGUGGCCUACUUCCUCGAUACCCUCCUGCAGAUGUGUCUGCUCUGCCCCCCAGGGUGGCGUGUGUUUGUGUUGUGGGGAAAGCUGGCUCAUCUCGGAGGCUUCCAGAAGUUUCUCUACUACACCAUGAUGUCAGUGGUGUGCUUCCUUCACCCUGUGUUAGUGUGGCAUGCUGUAAUACCAGGUACCAUGCUCCUGGUAACAGCCUUCUUCAACUUCAUCCUGAGCAAAAAUACCCAAACAGUGUCGCCUAAAGACCUGGACCACAACGUGGGAACAACGUCUGUGUGCGUGUCUGAGGGAGGAGGAACAAAACACACCUUCUCCUUCCUCCACAUGGCCAUGGGCCGAGGAGGGCCAGGACUGGCUCAUGUACCCAGGGAGAGUGGCCUGGGAGUCGGGGAGAGAGGAGAGUGCAGCCGGGCUAUGCUGGAGGUAGAGCUGCCAGGGUCAGGGCUGAAGCGGGUGAUGAAUGGAGGAGAAAGGAUGAAAAAGAAAACACAUGUGAAUUUACAGAAUGGUGCUACAGAGGAAACCGAAAUGGAGGAGUACCAUGACGAACCAGAGAUCACCUCGGACACCGCUCCAAUGAUCACCAACUGACCAUGUAACUGCUGGUAUUCAUUGUUCGCCGAGGACAAAAUGGUGGUUGGUGGGAGUGAUUUAGAGGUGGGGGGACGAUGCAGAUGAGGGUUGAAAUUGAGUCGUGCUUGAACCAAGGACUUCCUCACACAUGAUCACAGAUUAUAUCCCUACAGAAGGAAUGUAGGGGGACAACCUAAACCAGGGACCACCACAACUAUCAAUGAGCACCAGGUACUGUGGAACUGGAGAAUGAUGGUUGGAGAAAAGUUUGAACUAGGAACCUUGCAGUUGAUGGCAAAGUGUAGAGGUGGUGACUACAGACAGUCAUCAGUCACUUACUCAGUACUAUCAGUUUUCUAUAUACUGUGUAAUAGCCCAUUAAGAAUAGAAUAACGUGCUUAGCCACUUCUAUGUUUGAACACGUUAAUUGCAGGAACCAACAUGUAUGUACUGUAGUUGAAAAUGUUUAACUAGCAAUUUCUGGUUUUUGCCGGACCGUGUAAGCG